This is a messenger RNA of Anastrepha obliqua, 4121 nucleotides long. Its product is annotated as putative inorganic phosphate cotransporter. NCBI's taxonomy places the organism in Eukaryota, Metazoa, Arthropoda, Insecta, Diptera, Tephritidae. The record is from RefSeq and is a predicted model, not a curated record. Gene Ontology annotation, biological process: transmembrane transport; monoatomic anion transport. Gene Ontology annotation, molecular function: transmembrane transporter activity. The transcript has 4 exons. Gene Ontology annotation, cellular component: plasma membrane. The coding region runs from base 660 to 2129 and encodes 489 amino acids.
AACGCUUCUCAUACGAGAACGCGUGAAAAUUUCUCGUUUCAAUAUUUUUCACGCAUUAAAACGGCACACAUAAAUACAUACAUAUGUAAAUAAAGACACAUCGCGCGCAUCUACAAAAAUACAAAUUCACGCAAGAAAAUUUUCUAAAAAGUAAAACGCACGCAAAAACGGGUUCAUUUUAUUUUUGGAGUAAAAAUUAAGAUUCAAUUAAAAAAGGGUGAUUUAUGGUUUCAUAAUUUUAUUAUAAAAUAACCAUAAGCGAGUGUGAUAACCAUCGAGUGCAAGCAAUAUAUUCAAAAGUCAGCAAUUGCAAGCAGUCCUUUCAAAGUCAAAUUGGUUGUCGAUUUACGUCAUCAGCGCCUGUUGAUUUUUAGCUUUCGGCUUUCCACACGUUUUGCUGCUCAGUCUAACCCAAAAAGCGGAGACAAACGUGCGCGUGUGCUAUUGAAUUGAAUAAAAGUUGAAAGUUUUGUGUGUAAGGAAAAAGAAAUACGUUUCACUGUAUUGCUUUGUAUAUACAUAUCUGUAUAUAAUUAUAUAUCUGUGACACAAAAAUAGAACUGCUUCAGUGACAUUGCGUAUGCAAUAAUUGCAGCGCAACUACAGCAACAAAAACAAGCAAAAGGAUAACAGCAGAAACCACAGCUUCAACAGGAAAAAUGGUGAAAAAUAGGCGUUUUGAAAAAGCUCCUCUUAUCGGGACGCGACAUAUACAAUGUUUCCUUUGUUUUUGUUGCUUAUCAAUUUGUUAUGCGUUACGUGUCAACCUCAGUGUGGGCAUUGUGGCAAUGACAGACCAAAACUCCACGAAUAGUGAUCAAAAGGUAUACGAAUGGCAGGAGGACACCAAGUCAUAUGUGCUAAGUAGCUUCUUCUGGGGUUACAUCGUUACCCAAAUACCUGGUGGACACAUCGCCCAAAAGUAUGGCGCCAAAACGCUCCUAUUGAUUGGCAUUACGCUCUGCUCCGCGCUUACGCUACUCACGCCCUUGGCAGUUGAAAUUGGUGGCUGGCAAUUGCUGUUUGCCUUGCGUGUUGUACAAGGUCUGCUACAGGGUUCCGUACACCCAGCGACACAUGCUAUGCUAGCCAAAUGGGCGCCCGUCGAAGAGCGCGGCAUGCUUAGCACUUUCUGUUAUUCAGGCUCCCAAUUCGGCACUGUCGUUGUGUUGGCCAUGAGCGGAGUGAUUGCUGAGUCAGCGCUGGGCUGGCCGGGCAUUUUUUACAUCUCCGGCGGUUUGGGUAUCGUUUGGGGUAUUUUCUGGCUCAUUUUCGCUGCGAGCACACCGGCGGAACAUAAAACGAUUUCACUGGAGGAACGUAAAUACAUAGAAAAUUCACUGGGUCAAGUUGAUUCAACACCACGUACAGUGGCGCCUACACCAUGGGCGAAGAUUUUCACCUCAUUGCCAUUCCUAUCGCUGAUUGUCGUCCAUUGCACGCACAUGUGGGGCUUCUGGACGCUGCUCACACAGAUACCCAACUACAUGAAGAAUAUUCUGGGUGUUGAUAUGAAGAACAGCGCGCUAUUGUCAUCGCUACCCUAUGCCGUUAUGUGUAUUCUGAGCUUCUUUUUCAUCUUCCUGUCAAAGGUUUUGGCGCGUUAUGAUAAUAUAUCGCUGUCAUUUAAUCGUAAAGUCUUCAACACCAUCGGCCACUGGAUACCAAUGAUCUCGCUAAUCGGACUUGGCUUUGUCACGCAAGGACAUGCCGCGCUCGCAGUCGUGCUACUAACACUAACAGUGGGCAUCAGUGCUGCCACAUAUCUGGGCUUCCAGGUGAAUCACAUCGAUCUGUCACCAAACUAUGCCGGCACAUUAAUGGGCAUUACCAAUGGUUCAGCGAAUGUGAUGAGCGCGCUCGCACCGCUGGCUGUAGGACGAGUUGUCACCAAUGUGACAAAUGUGGUCGAAUGGCGUAUCGUAUUCUUCAUUGCUGCCGGUUUCUACUUCGUCGGCAAUUUGCUUUUCAUCAUAUUUGGCAAAACCGAAGUGCAAAGUUGGAAUUCUCCUGAAGAUGCGUUAGCCAAACGAUUGAAUGUGGUGGACGCUGAAUCGCCAGCGCUGCUGCAAAAUGGCGAUGCGAAAAAGCCAACAAUCACAGCAAUCACAAAGAAUGGCACGCAAUAGAGCAAGCUUACGCGGACAGCGCUCUGGUCCUUUACUAUGUAGUAGUUGUAGUUCACUAAGCACACAGAAGACCUCCUAGUUCAUAAGCAAUAGGUGUAUGUUAAAGUUCUUAUGAAUGAUUCCUGACGUGCGGGCAACGCAGUAUGUUGUUGUUUUUGUUGCAAUAGCAUGCGUCCUGCGAUAAUUUUAUUUAUAUUAUUUUUUAAGUGAUAUAACAAUAUUUGUAGAUAGACGUUAGAUUUUCUAUAUAAAAAUGCGAGUAAGAGCAACACCGAUAUAAGGUGCUCCUGCUCGCUUGUACAUACAAACAUAUGUGGUAAAUAUGUAGUUAAGCUAGCAACGUACGUUAAAGGGUGCUUCCUGUGCAAUAGAGCUCAAUUAGUAAUUUGUUUAGUCAUACAAAUUCUAGGAGAUGUCAAAAAGUUCGCACAAUGGAAUUUUUGUGUAUUUUUGUUUGGAUCUACAUACUUAGCGACUUAAUACAGUUAUGAAUACUAAGUUUCCGUCGAAUUGGUGCAUUAACAUUUGAGUUAUUAAAGAAUAAACAAAUCAAUCGGUAGCAGGCAUCAACUGAGGGGACAAUUGAAUUUCGUGCCAUUACUAAAUUCCGCUCAAAACAAGUGCCAAACACCACAAUCUAGAAAAUAUUUCAUCUGCCUAUGGGAACUCUUUGCACUCUCUUCCAUCUGUAAAACAAUGAUUCACAAGUGGUAGGAUGUAUUCAAGCACGCUAGAGGGUGAAGUGAAGGCGGUUAACAGUCAGGUGGGGCGAUUGAAGGACCACCAUAAAAAAAUUCGAAAAAAAAAUUAUUUUCACACCCCUUUCACUUUAUUCUGCGAACUUUUUGGCCUCUCAUCGUAGGUCAGUCACAGUUGAGCUUCCAUUGCCAGCGCAGUGAAAUUUGGCAAACAAUAAAGUCAUGCGCACACACGCGAUAUUAUACUUUUAAUUAAAUAAUUAGAUAAGAAAAAAAACAAACAAAAUAUAUUUUUUAUGUAAUUUAAACCAAAUAAUGACUAAGAAAUUUUUAAUUACAUUGUGUACAGUAUUUGAUUAAAGUGAAUGUUGAAACUUGAAUUUAUUUGAUGAAAUUAUUGAAUAAUUGGCGAGUGUUGAACGAGAGAAUGUUACCAAGUACCCUAGUACGAAUGAAAGCUGAUAAUGCUGUUUAUAUUUUUCUAUUAUUCAUAACAAAUUGCAAUAAUAACAAUGAAUUUUAGAACACUUACAAGUGGAAAUGCAUUUGUUGCAUAAUUGAAUUUAACUCUUGACUGGUUGGUUUGUUUAUUUGAAAAACGCAAAAAUGUAAUUUUUUUAAUACAUUAUCUGUACUAUCUCUAGAUUGCGUAAUACGCAAAUAUGCCAUCAAUGCACUUGAAACAAUAGUAGACAACAAAAAUUAUGAGUUUAGUUUUUCUAUAAAAGCGAUUAGUCAAGUGUUUAUAGAACAACUUAUGGAAUCGUUAAAAAAUAUCUAGUAACAUUAAGUAACAGUCGCCUUCACACGGGUAUCUGUGAUCUGUGUGCAGAUACCUGGCUUACUGUAGUCAUGCAUGUGCAUGAAGCUGUCAACCAGUGCCUAGACUUGAGUGCCUUAAGCGUUCCAUAUUGACAAUAUUUUGCCACUAUUUGCAGCGGCCAAAUGGAAUUUUGUUUAGUACGACUUAGAUUUAAUAGGCUCUAAAUUGUAAGUUGUUACAUUGAAACAAGUUGAGUAUUUGUUAAAUUUUUUUAAGCUUCAAUAUUCUAUUUUUUAUGAUUGAAAUGAGAGAUACAUAUGAACCGUUUGUUUCGGAAGUGGUGUAAGUUAAUUUUUUAAUGAAAUUGGAAAUUAUAUAAUUUUAAUAUGAAUAAAUAAUAAUAAACGGCAGUGAUGAUAUUUAAAAAAAUCAUAAACUUUGCUAAAUCGCAAUAAUAAAAACUGAAAAUUUUAAAAGUAAACCUUUUUAAUGCUGAGAAUGUAUGGCAAUACUUAAUUUUUUUUUUUUGUU